AAGCAGAGAGAGAUUAUGUCAAAGAAGAAAAAGAGCUUUAAAUGCGAGUUGGUGAUGUGGUUUUCUCUUCUUCAUACACCUAGCCAUCCCUCCUCACUUUAUAUAUAUAUAUAUAUAUAUAUUAUUCAUGUGCAGGGAGAUAUUCUUAGUUUAAAAAGGGUUUUAAAUUCAUAUAUUUUUGCUUUAAGAUCAACUAACAUCCAGCUACAAACCCAAAAGCCUUCUUCUUCUAUAAACGCAAAUGGCAAUGGAUUUAUUGCGCACCCAUCUCGUUUUUCUCCUUCCUAUUCGUUUUCGUUGGGGAAUUUCAUCGAACGGGUCAAGGAUUUCUGCAACUUCGCCGUCUCUGCGGUUCUGGGGAACGUUUUCUCUGCGAUCUUCACCUUCUUCUUUGCAUUAGUGGGCACCAUGUUAGGAGCAAUGACUGGAGCUUUGAUAGGGCAAGAAACUGAGAGUGGAUUUGUGAGAGGAGCUGCAGUUGGAGCAAUAUCAGGAGCUGUUUUUUCAAUUGAAGUGUUUGAAUCUUCCCUUAUUCUUUGGCAAUCAGAUGAAUCAGGAAUUGGGUGUCUUCUGUAUUUGAUUGAUGUCAUUGCUAGUCUCCUAAGCGGUAGAUUAGUCCGCGAGCGGAUUGGCCCCGCCAUGUUAAGUGCAGUGCAAAGUCAGAUGGGUGCUGUGGAAUCAAGCUUUGACGAGAUCCCCAACAUCUUCGACACUGGCGGCUCCAAAGGGUUGCCCGGAGAUUCAGUUGAAAAGAUCCCAAAGAUCAAAAUUACCUGCCACAACAACGUGGAUGCUUCUGGGGAGAAAGUCUCCUGUUCAGUUUGCCUUCAGGAUUUUCAGCUUGGAGAGACAGUAAGAAGUUUGCCACACUGCCAUCACAUGUUUCACUUGCCUUGUAUAGAUAAGUGGCUCCUAAGGCAUGGCUCAUGCCCUCUCUGCAGAAGGGAUCUGUGAAUCUGAUGAUCUUCCUGUAAAUUACCAAAUGAGUAAAGAGUUGUUUAUUGAAUUAUACAAAUUUUGUACCCUUUUCAUCUCUACUGUCAUUCACCAGGCUGCUCCAGUAGCUUCAUGCUACAUUGUGAAUUCAUGUAUAAAAAUUUUGAUUGUGGUACUUAUAAACCUUUUCAUUGCACAGAA
Messenger RNA from Malus domestica (apple), 1137 nucleotides. Its product is annotated as NEP1-interacting protein 1. The record is from RefSeq and is a predicted model, not a curated record. NCBI's taxonomy places the organism in Eukaryota, Viridiplantae, Streptophyta, Magnoliopsida, Rosales, Rosaceae.